This is a messenger RNA of Pocillopora damicornis (cauliflower coral), 2608 nucleotides long. RefSeq names its product BRISC complex subunit Abraxas 2. Gene Ontology annotation, cellular component: nucleus. Gene Ontology annotation, molecular function: polyubiquitin modification-dependent protein binding. The record is from RefSeq and is a predicted model, not a curated record. NCBI's taxonomy places the organism in Eukaryota, Metazoa, Cnidaria, Anthozoa, Scleractinia, Pocilloporidae.
CUAAUUGAUUAAAGAUGGAGGUUUAUGUUUCUGGUUGUGUGUUCUCAUCGCUGGUCUACGAACUAGAGAAUAGCAUAGGAGAUGUCGAGGGGCUCCUAUUGGGCCAAAUUACAAGCCGUAUCACCAACACAAUCACAGAUUCACAAUCCGAAAACUUGACACACGAGCGAGUUGCAACGAUUCAAGGGUUUGUUCCUUUUGGCAAAGUUCACAGUUUUUACACCAAUAGUGGGCACAUAUUAGAGGAAGCUAUUUCAAAGGAACUUAAUGAUAAUGAAAAGAGUGAAAAAGUCAUUGGUUGGUUUUCAUUUCGUCGAAAUACUCAAGGACAGGUGUCUAUGAGGGAAAGAUUUAUCCAUCACAAUCUCAUUGCAAAGCUCAACUAUACCCCUUCCAAAGAAUUCCUCUUAGCAAUCUUCACAUCACACAUGUCCAGGGAUCUGUCCUCACACAAAUUUGACUACUGCUUUUGUUGUUCUGCUGAGAGAGAAGGGUUUUUCGAACCAGUUCAGGUACAGAUAUUAAACCUUGGAGAUACAUCACAUUCUGAGUAUAGACUUAACUGUCACUCUGCCCAAGCCACGUCCAGUCUUUUUCAUGAAGUGAUAGACUCUUACAGAAAUGAGUUUGUUGACAAUAAAGGAUGUAUACAACAGUCCUCCAAUAUGCACGGCAUGUACAUAACUAUGAUGAAAAGGUUGCAGAAUUUAGUUGAAGUUGUAAAAGGUAGUGAAACCACUGUGUCUUCAUUGAAUGAAGAAGUAGAAAAUAGACGAAAGGAACUGGAAGAGUGUCGUAAGGACCUUUCAAGGAAAAAUGCUUCCUACGAAGUGGAUGAAAAACGGCCUCUCCAGCCUAUUUCUCUAUUAAGUGAAUCCAACCAGGAGAAAGAAGAAGCAGAAAGAACUUUUGAAACACAUGGAUCAAAUUUGCCUGGUGAUGAUAACAAAUCUAUAGCUUCUGUUGCAGCUAGUGAUAGUGAAUUGGGAGAGAAAAAUGACCAAGGAAUUUCUGAGGAAAAUACAGAUGCCACUGCAGAAGGAUCACCAAAUGUGAACUCUCCCAGUUUUAACAGAAGGCGGAAACAAAGAACCCCUGCUAGAGUUGUUGUUCGUUAUGUUCAGCCAGUAGUGGCCGACGAUGAUGAUGUCACAGAUGAUGAAACACAGCCAUAUUCUAUAGAGGAUAAAAUUACAGGAAGUGGACCAGACUAUGAAGAAAAACUCUCUCAAAAUCUUGCAAUGGAGACGUCGUCACCAGUUUUCUGACAGCAGGGAAGAUAUUUUAAAGAUUCUUAUGUUGUAUAAACUUUUGAUACAAUAAUACCUUGCAACACAUUUACUGGUCUAAGUUUAUAAUAAUUAUGAAUAGUUAGGCCUUUGUCCAUUAAACAAAUGAAUAUUAUUAUUCUAAAAAUCACAGAGAGAUUGCCACAAACUGUAUUCUUAUGUUUUUUAAGUUGAUAUACAAAGGUAAAACUUGCUUCCUCCUCAUUGCAUGUGUUUCUAUAAAUUGACUUUUUCUUUUAUCAAAAAUUAUGUAGAAGGGAAUCAAGUUUGCUGUGUUAUUGCAGAUUAAUAGGCCAUGAUCAACAACAACACAGUCAAGUGUGUGAUCUCAGACUAAGUGAAUGUGUUUUAUGGAGACAAACUAUUACACUGUAUGUUACACUAAAAUGAGGCUGCUCUAAAAAAUAACAAACUGAUCAAUCAAAAACUGAUGGGAAACCUAGUUGUGAAUGAAUUGAUGGCAUUCAUGUAUGUUGGAAAAGUUAUAAUAUACAAAGAAUAGAUAUUUUGGAUGCUAGCUUAAAACCAUGUGUUGAAAUAGGUUUUGUUGUUCUUAUGUCAGUAACUUUGUUUGAUACUGAUAGGAAUGAGUUUGUAGUGUGGUGUAAGAUUAGCUCAAAAUUUAAGUAGAACUAUGUCAUCCCAAUUCAAUGUUUUCUGUUUAGCUAUUCUUUUGAUUGGUCAGUUUUUGUCCAAUUGGCUUCAGUUAUUAGCAUCAUUGCAGUUGAAAACUUUGCUUAGCAAACUGCAGAUACAGGGGUAGUAAGGGGUUUGUCUACAAAGUUAGAUAGGACACUUUUUGUUAAAUUUCACAAGUCACGUAAUUGUACAAUCUUAUUUUUGCACAUCUCUCUCAAAAUAAGUUUGAAUGAUACUCUUCAUAAUAACUGCAGGUUAAACUAUCCUUCAGUACAACAGUACUGAAAUAAUUAGGACUACAUUUAUUUAGCCAGUUAACACAUUUUUUAUAAGAUAAAAACCAUUAAAGUCCUGGCUUUGUUUAAGGUUCUAGGGAAUCAACCCUCCAGGAAGAAAAUAAUCUCACCUGUGAUCUGUUAGAGAAAACUAUCACUUGCCUGCUUAAGAUUUUUGCAACCAUGAUUAUUACUGACAGUAGUUUUCCAAAUUUUCUACAAAGUUUAUGAAAUUUGUUAAAAGCGCUACAAGCAUGUACUUCACUAAAUAAUAUCAGUGGAUAUUUCAAUCCUAACUGCUUGAGAUUUUAUUUUUCUGUGUUUUGUGCUCAUUGUCACAUUUCAAUACUCAAAACAGUGGGUCAAAUAAAAAUUUGAUCUACAGACAUAAAACAAAACCAACAC